Molecule: messenger RNA, 975 nt
Organism: Heteronotia binoei (common prickly gecko)
Lineage: Eukaryota; Metazoa; Chordata; Lepidosauria; Squamata; Gekkonidae
Gene: SIX2
Product: SIX homeobox 2
Exons: 2
Coding region: 64-933 (289 amino acids)
Biological process (GO): regulation of transcription by RNA polymerase II
Cellular component (GO): nucleus; transcription regulator complex
Molecular function (GO): RNA polymerase II cis-regulatory region sequence-specific DNA binding; DNA-binding transcription factor activity, RNA polymerase II-specific
Source: RefSeq, a predicted model, not a curated record
GAGUGCCCUGCGAGCGGGCUGCCCCCUUCCGGCCGGGGCAGAUGCACUAGGGCGGGCGCCACCAUGUCCAUGCUGCCCACCUUCGGCUUCACGCAGGAGCAAGUGGCGUGCGUGUGCGAAGUGCUCCAGCAGGGGGGCAACAUCGAGAGGCUGGGCCGCUUCCUGUGGUCGCUGCCGGCCUGCGAGCACCUCCACAAGAACGAGAGCGUCCUCAAGGCCAAGGCCGUGGUGGCCUUCCACCGGGGCAACUUCCGCGAGCUCUACAAGAUCCUGGAGAGCCACCAGUUCUCGGCGCACAACCACCCCAAGCUGCAGCAGCUCUGGCUCAAAGCGCACUACAUCGAAGCCGAGAAGCUGCGGGGGCGACCCCUAGGGGCCGUCGGCAAGUACCGGGUCCGCCGCAAGUUCCCCCUGCCCCGCUCCAUCUGGGACGGCGAGGAGACCAGCUACUGCUUCAAGGAGAAGAGCCGCAGCGUGCUGCGCGAAUGGUACGCCCACAACCCCUACCCAUCCCCCCGCGAGAAGAGGGAGCUGGCCGAGGCCACCGGCCUCACCACCACCCAAGUCAGCAACUGGUUCAAGAACCGCCGGCAGCGCGACCGGGCGGCGGAGGCCAAGGAAAGGUACGAGGAGAACAACGAAAAUUCCAGCUCUAAUGGCCACAACCCGCUUUCCUCUUCCUUGAACGGCAACAAGGCGGUUUUGGGCAGCUCAGAAGACGAGAAAACGCCCUCCGGGACGCCGGAUCACUCUUCCUCCAGCCCGGCCUUGCUGCUCAAUUCGAACCCAAGCCUACAGCCGCUCCACGGCUUGGGUCACCCUCAGGGUCCCAGCGCCAUUCCAGUCCCCAGCGCGGACCCUCUGCACCACCACAGCUUGCAAGACUCCAUCCUCAACUCCAUGUCCUCCAACCUGGUCGAUCUGGGCUCCUAAGACCCUCGUGGGCCCCGCCCGCGGCCCCGGAGCCCCAACCUG